AUGAUGGUGGAACUAGAAGAAGAAGCACCGCAAAACAAUAUCUCUGCUUUUGCUCCCACCAUAGCCUCCGCCACUAUGAAUUCCGUCUUUGAAGAACCACCGCAGAAGAAGAAGAAGACAACAACGUUUUCGUCUCUUCCCGAAGAAAUCGUCGUAAGCUGCUUAGCCCGAAUACCGAAAUCGUACUACCCUAAACUCUCCCUAGUCUCCAAGAGCUUCCGCUCUAUUAUCGCAUCCACUGAGCUCGAUCUUGCGCGAAAGCACUUGGAAAGAAUAGAACAAGUACUUUACGUCUGUUUACAGCUUCCCGAUCAUCGUCUUCCCUCAUGGUUCAGCCUCUGGAUAAAGCCUGAUCAAACCCUAACCAAUGAUAUUAAGAAGUCGUCGUCUACCGGAAACACCUUGUUGGCACGUGUUCCUUCUUCAUAUACUCGUCGUGAACCAUCAACGUUCAUGGAGGUUGGUUCGAAAACAUACGCAAUAUUUGGGCAAUGCGGAUCUUCCACGGGGCUUAACAACCACCUCAAGAUGAUGAGUGUUCGCAAUAAGGGGGUUAACAAUGCAUGGCGUAAAGCUCCUAGCAUGAGAGUGGCUCGAGAGAAGGCGCUCACGGUCGCGGGCGUCCUCGAUGAGAAAAUAUAUGUAAUGGGUGGUUGCAAGGCAGAAGAAACCGCGAAUUGGGCUGAGGUUUUCGACACAAAGACUCAAACUUGGGAAGCUUUACCUGACCCUGGCGCUGAGCUCCGCCUCUCUUUACUUAAAUCAAUGAGAGUGAUCGAGGGAAAGAUUUACGUUGAGAGUAGCGAGAAGAAGCGCUAUGUUUAUGAUCCGAAAGAAGGUAAAUGGGACGUUGCCGCAUCAAGAGCAACACUGGGUGGGAAUGGGAUAUUGGAGUGUAAGGUAAAGAAUGUUCGUGUUCGGAACUCUCUUAGAACAAGACUUUUCUUUUGGUAUGACAAAAAGCGUAAAGAGUGGAGAGUGGUCAAAGGUUUGGAGGCAUUUAAUAGGAAUGUUCCUCUUGGUGUUAUUAUUGCAUCAGCUAAUUACUGUGGGAAACUCUUGAUCCUAUGGGACAAGUCUGAGCAACCUGGUGGUCAAUGUCAAAACAAGAACAUUUGGUGUUCCGUGAUUAACCUCCAAAGACGCAAUGGUGAAGUUUGGGGAACUGUUGAGUGGGCUAGUGUUGUGCUUACGGUUCCUAGUUCAUACGUUUUCUUGCGCCGUCUAGUGAGAUUGGUUUGA
This is a messenger RNA of Microthlaspi erraticum, 1242 nucleotides long. NCBI's taxonomy places the organism in Eukaryota, Viridiplantae, Streptophyta, Magnoliopsida, Brassicales, Brassicaceae. The record is from the annotation of a GenBank genome assembly.